Messenger RNA from Diuraphis noxia (Russian wheat aphid), 538 nucleotides. RefSeq lists its product as uncharacterized. NCBI's taxonomy places the organism in Eukaryota, Metazoa, Arthropoda, Insecta, Hemiptera, Aphididae. The record is from RefSeq and is a predicted model, not a curated record.
AAUAAUUACUUUUUUUUCCAAGGUCCCAGGUGCCACCACCCGACGACACACAAUUGUAAUACUUCAGUGUACCCGAUUUUGGACUGGGAAUUAUCCGGAUGGUUUUACCACUCGAUGUUCAAAUCUUGCCGACCUCUGUACUCUUCGAAGGGAGUAAACGUUUGUCCUGAAAACAAAGACCUACCAAAGACUAGAGAAAUGUGCGAAGACUUAUGCGGUGAAUCGUGCGUCAUGAGUAACGGUUCGACAGGUAUUUGCAUGUUUAACCAAAUGUGCAAGAUCAUAAACAACAAGCCUUCCGCCCACCCGAGACCGUGUGGCAGUUACAAUGUAAAUUGCUGUCCUAAGGUUUCUGACAGCGACUUGAUACCAUACAGGGAUCCUUCAGGAAACAACAACGGGAAUGGCGAUAUUGGAAACCGCAUAAACGCUGCUGACCAACCGUCCUCCCAAACCGAUACAAUUUACAUCUAUCGUCUUCCGAACGCUCCACUCAUGGAAGGAAAACUCAACAAGUAAAACUCGCACUCGUACCAGU